This is a messenger RNA of Caenorhabditis briggsae, 3813 nucleotides long. RefSeq names its product Protein CBR-SYG-2 (gene Cbr-syg-2). Bases 1 to 3813 code for a protein of 1270 amino acids. Lineage: Eukaryota; Metazoa; Nematoda; Chromadorea; Rhabditida; Rhabditidae. Gene Ontology annotation, molecular function: cell adhesion molecule binding. The record is from RefSeq and is a predicted model, not a curated record. The transcript is spliced from 19 exons. Gene Ontology annotation, cellular component: cell-cell junction. Gene Ontology annotation, biological process: cell-cell adhesion.
AUGAUUCCACUAGCCACUGUAAUAUGGCUACUUGGAAUUAUCCACCAGACUAGGCAGCUUUUUCUCGAGUCCCCCUCAAAUUUAUCAACUAUCGCUGGUGAAAGUAUAACAUUUCGAUGUGCAGCUGAGAAAAGUCCAGAACCCAUAGUAUACAGUCAAUGGAAGUCGAAUACGGGCUCAUUGCUGGGGUACCAUCAAGAAGGUGUUCUUCCAGGUCAUCAAGGAAGGUUUAGUUAUGUCAAACAAAACGCGGAAGAACUUCACCUCAAGAUCACUCACGUCAAUCUUGAUGAUGAUGGAGAAUAUGAGUGUCAGAUGUUACACCCGGAAGAGGGACCAAUACGCGCCAAGGCAUUUUUAAACAUUCUCGUUCCACCUCAACUCGUCUACUUCUCCAACUACCAACCAAAUUCUGUGAUCGCUGUCAAAGAGAACACUCCACUGAACAUCACAUGUGUUGUACCAAAUGUGAAGCCGGAUCCUCAAGUUUCAUGGUACAUGGAUGGAAAAGUGAUGAGCCGGGAUGUCAAGCAAGCGUCGAUGCCGCACCUCAAUAAAACUUUCACAGUUUACACUAGUCUCGUCAUUCAACCCGGUCGUAGUGAUCAUGGGAAAAUUGUGACAUGUGAAGUGGUUCAGAAAGAAACGGAGACCCGAAUCACCACUAAUACAACUUUAGAUGUUCUUUUCCCACCAUCCGAGCCAAUUGUGGAGAUCCUCGGAAAUCCGAGUGUGUUGAGAGCGGGAGAUAAUGUAACGGUUGCAUGCGCGGUGACAGGCGGUAAUCCGCCGCCAGAUGUUUUUUGGUACCACGAGAACAAAAGGUUGCAAUCGCACUCGACGCUCGACACGCGCACCAAGGAGAUCAGAAAUGUCUAUUCAUUCAUUGCAACGCAAAACGAUAACAUGGCCGAGUAUGAGUGUCGCGCAAAUAAUAGUCACUCAGGGAACGCUAAGAGGAAAGCGUUAAAAUUUGAAGUGAAUUACCCACCUGCAAGUGUUGAAUUGUUUGGUGAGAGCAAUAUUCGAUACGGUAGCAGUGCAAUGAUUCAAUGCAAAUCACUAUCAUCCAAUCCAGCAUCUCAAAUCACGUGGGUCAUCAACGGCCGGACAGUUCCAACACCAACGCAGCGAGAAUUUUUCAUGGAAAAUGGAAUAGUGUCAAGUUCAAAUAUCUCCGUGCAUUCAAAUGAAUUGUCCCAAGACGCUCAUCAAAUUAAUGUAGAGUGUAUUGCAACCAAUCCGGAGGGUUCUUCAGCCAAACAACAUUUGAUUAAAAUCAUUGGUAAAACUUUUUUUCUGCAUUUUUACUGCAAUGUGGCUAUUCCAGCACCACCCAAAGCACCACGAAUAACAGGUCUAGAAGAUCGGAAAUUCUUCGAAGGUGACAUUGUCAACGUCACAUGUGAAGCUCAAGGUGGAAACCCUCUAGCCGAGCUUUCAUGGUACCGUGGAAGUGAGAAAUUUGAUACUGAAAAUAUUUUUGAAGCAUUUGGUAAAAGGAAGAAAGAAGAUGAAAUGGUAAAUGGAGCUCAUAAUGAAGUUGCUGGCUUCUCAUCGUUCUCUACCCUUGCUCUCCGUGUGGACCGCACCAUGAACACCCAGCGUCUAAAAUGUGAAGCCACAAAUGCGGCACUUGAUGAACCACUGAUCGAAUCUCAGUAUCUUUCCGUCUACUGUAAGUUCCAAAUCAAUCAAUAUUUUAAUAGAGCUUCCCCAUUCCCAGACCCACCACGUCGAGUACUAAUCCGACCAGCCGAGUCUAGUGAUCAGCGUUUGCUAAUCAACAAGCCAGCUAGACUAGUUUGUGGAACAUUAUCUUCCAAUCCAGCUGCACAGAUAACGUGGCAAUUUUCAAGAGCUAAUGAUGGCAAAGUUCAUCCUGGAGAUGUCAGCUUGAAUGAAACAACAAGAGAUAACGGAUACAACGUUGAAAAUGUUUUGUCUUUUGUUCCAACUGAAGAAUACGAUGGUACUGUAGUUCAUUGCAUUGCAAAUCAUCCAGAAUGGAAGCAUUCUGUGAACACAUCAUUCCCACUUAAUGUCAUGUAUCCCCCAAAGAUGUUGGUUAAUGAUCCGGUUACUGUAAUAAUGUCAGAAGGAGAUUCUUUCAAAGAGAAUCUCACUGUUCGCGGUAAUCCUGCAGUAUCUCUGUGGCAGUGGAGGAAAAACGGUGUUCCAUUUGACCAUACCAUUGGACGAGUCUUCGCCAGAGGAGCAGUGCUUUCCGGAAAACAAUUAUUAAGCACAGACGCUGGAGUCUACACUCUGACGGCAACGAACAGUGUUGGAAGUACAAAUAUUACUAUCAAGUUGGCAGUGGAGUACAGUGCGAGAAUCACCAGCAUUUCCACCCCAGCAAUUGCCGCCACCGGAGACACUAUCCUCCUAGAAUGCGAAGCUGAAGGAGAACCAAGCAAGUCGAACAUGAUCAAUUGGUACAAAAACGGUGAACCACUUCCAACCCAAUACCGAGGCAACAAGAAAGCCAUCCUCCGACUGAAUGCGACCGAGCAACAAUCCGGUGAAUACAUCUGUCGAGCUGACAACGGAAUUGGAGUUCCUGCAGAAGGAAAGACCUUUUUGCUGGUGAAUUCUGCUCCACGAGUGCUUCCGGUUGCGAGAUAUUCCAAGACAGCUGGAAUUUUGGGCGGUGUUGCAAAGGCCAGAUGCAAAGUUUAUGCGGUGCCAACAGUAGAGUUUGUGUGGGAAAAAGAUGAGCAAUUGAUCAAGAAGAAUAGCUCAAAAUACUCAAUUGUGAAUACACAGAUUGAUUAUUCCACGUAUGAGAGUACCCUGUGGAUCAAGAACAUUGUGCCAGAUGACUAUACAAAAACUGUAAAAUGUAUUGCGAGAAACAGUUUUGGAACCGACUAUCUUUCCAUCCCAAUAAUCCCACCUACCAACCCAGAAGAGCCUUUCAAUUUGACAAUGACAAAUUCAACAUUGAAUACAAUUUCUGUAGCGUGGGAGCCUAGAUUUGAUGGUGGAUCAGACCAAAUUUUUGAAAUCAAAUAUAAGAAACAAAAUGAUGAUCUCAUCCACCUUGUCAAUACUAGUCAUACUAACCUUCGCCUCUCCGGCCUUGCUAUUGCCAAUACAUAUUACUUCCAAAUCCGAGCAAUUAACGCGAGAGGUUUCGCAUCCGGUUGGACGUCCCCUGUCAUUUUCGCAACUCUGAAUGAAGAUGGAGUGAAUAUUGCAAUGGUCCAAAAUCGAGAAAUGAAAUAUAUAAAAUACUUCCCAGUUUUGCUCAUUGCCAUUUGUUGCAUUUUGAUAGCCAUUUUGGUCGCGUGCUGUCUCCUAUGCAGUCGAAACAAGAAAAGGAAGCUGAGAGAAAAAACCGAGAUGGCAAGAACAGCAAUUAACGGCGGCGAUGUCCGUCAAGUCCAAAUGUACGGAACGAUGAUGGGUCAUGACGGGAUGACGCGUCACGACAUUGACGACCGACCGGAUAUGAGUGAAGAUGAACAUUCAGUGAGAACGAUGAUUGAAGUCUCACCAAAUGGGUACAUGCAACCUAUUGAACCAAUGCUUUAUGAAAGUACUGGUUUGUUGGAGUAUGAUUAUCAGAGUGGGCGAAGUUACAUGGGCAGCUCCCAAGGUACCACUGGCAGAAAUAUAACAUAUGCGAAUGUUCCAUACCCGGAACCUCCACAACCCAGUUAUCACCAUCACUCUAACUGGAAUUCCCUUCAAAGGCAAUCCAACAACAACACAAGUCCUCAACAUCAUCUCUCCACUUUCAUCAAUCCGAUGGGAGUGCGAGCGGGUCCAAUCAACUACGCGCAGCUCGACGGAGAUCUUGUUUAG